CUACUGCCCCAGAGCACUGGCAAUAUCCCAAUGACAGCCUGGCACAUGGUGUAAGAAUGAACGAGGAAUAGGGGAAGCCGACAUACCAGCAAAAUGCCGACCAACCACACCGACUAAUCCAUUUCACAUCAGCAGAAUGCCACCAAGUCCUAGACCUCUCUCAUCGCAGAGCACAGCGUCAACGCCGUCGCUGGUAGCCAAGGCUGCGAGCCCCCUCUCCUCAAAGGUCAACAUCGUGCUCUCGUCAUCCUUUGCAGACACGGAGUUCAGGGAAGCCCUUGCCCUUCUAGACGAGCGUGGCAUUCAAAACACGGAAGAAACGCGGCGCCAACUACGUCUUGAUCUGCAGAAAGAGGUUAUAGACAGCAAUGGCGAGAUUAUUGACGAGUUUGCGAAAGUCGCCGAGCAACUCCGCCGUAUCGGCAUUACCAUUGGGAGGCUCAAUGAUAACUUCAAUGAAAUAAAGACACAGAUCGGUUCAGCUCACAAGGCAACUUCGACUGCACUGGCAGAGUCUUCCCAGCUCAUGGCCCAACGACGCCGCGUCGAGCAGAAACAAGCUUUGCUUGCCGCUCUCAAUGCCAAUUUUGUGCUCUCCGCGGACGAGACAGCGGCAUUAACGCUGACCUCGGAGCCCGUCAACGACCUCUUUUUUGCUACCCUUGCCAAAGCAAAGAAGCUGAGCAAAGACUGCGAAAUCCUUCUUGGUUUUGAGAACCAGACUUUGGGUCUUGAAAUCAUGGAGCAGACGUCCAAGCACAUCAACCUGGGUUUCCAAAAGCUCUACAAGUGGGUUCAGAGGGAAUUUAAAACUAUUGACCUGGAGAACCCUCAGAUCGGCUCGCCUAUCCGCCACGCGCUCCGCGUGUUGGCCGAGCGCCCCAGCUUGUUUCAGAGCUGCCUCGACCAUUUUGCUGAAGCUCGGGAGCAUGUGCUAUCUAACUCCUUCCAAACCGCCCUAACGGGACGAUCGCUCUCCGGGGUCGAAGACCGGUCGGUCAAGCCCAUCGAGCUCGUUGCUCACGACACCCUGAGGUACGUCGGUGAUAUGCUUGCCUGGGCUCAUUCAGCCGCCGUUGGCGAGAGGGAAGCUCUUGAGGGCUUGUUUAUUGGCGAGGGCGAUGAGAUUGCCAAAGGCAUCCAGGCCGGUCGAGACAGUGAGAUCUGGAGGCUAGUUGCCGAUGACGGUGGGGAGUCGGAUGAAUUCGACGCUGUGAAGACCUUGAACGAGCUAGUUGACCGGGACAUGUCGGGCGCGGCACGCUUACUCCGACAGCGAGUCGAGCAAGUGAUUCAAACCAACGAGGAGACAAUACUGGCCUACAAGCUUGCAAACCUCCUCAAUUUCUACAAAAACACGUUUUCGCGGCUGCUUAGUCCAGAGUCAGCCCUGGUGGAAUUGCUGACUGCGCUCGAAGCUGAGGCGCUGCGGCAGUUCCGUUCAUUAGCCCGGGACCAUGUCGCGGCGAUCCAGGGUGAAUUCCAGCACACGCCUGCCGACUUGCGCCCUCCGGGAUUUCUGUUGGACGCCCUGGAACAGUUGACGGCCAUCAUGAAGACAUACGAGACGUCCUUCACUUCCUCGAGUAAUCGAGAACAAGAGUUCGAGCCCGUGCUGGUCGAGGCGCUCGACCCUUUCGUCUUCGGGUCGGCCAACAUGGCAAAGUCACUGCGCGCUCCUUCGGAUUCUAUCUUUCUUCUCAACUGUCUGUUGACUACCCAAAGAAGCCUUUCCCCGUUUGACUUUACUCAGCGCCGCGUCGCCCAGCUUCAAUCACAAAUCGAGGAGGAAAGAACCCGCUUGGUUCAGGUACAACACCACUCUUUUCGGAUGGAGUCCGGCUUGAGCGCCUUGAUCGCUCAGCUAGGCCCGCUUGGGGAUCGCAAGGAGGACGUGGAAAAGGUCGCAUCACUCGAGGCUGUCCAACCGCCCGCGUUGUCGCAGGCUAGCCAAAUGCUAGAUGACUUCCUGCCGUUGGCACUAAUGGAUGCGGUGGAAAAGUUAAAGAAUCUCCAGGAUUCGAGAUUAGCCCGGGGCAUUGUCGAGGAGGCGGCUGAAAGAUUCUGUGUCGACUUUGAGCAUGUAGAAGAAAUGCUCAUGCUGGCGGACGAGAUGGCCGAACAGAAUCAGUGCGAGCGCGACGACUUCCAGAGUCUACGAGCCCUCUUCCCCCGAACAUCUGGCGAAAUACGGGUUCUGCUGUCAUAAGAACCCAAAACACUAGAUAGAGCGAUUGCAAUACAGUCCCUUAUUCACUGCUCCCAUCCUUCUGAAUCGAAUACCGCAGGAUGCGUUCCAAGAUCG
This is a messenger RNA of Thermothelomyces thermophilus ATCC 42464, 2305 nucleotides long. RefSeq lists its product as uncharacterized. The record is from RefSeq and is a predicted model, not a curated record. Gene Ontology annotation, biological process: intra-Golgi vesicle-mediated transport. The transcript has 2 exons. NCBI's taxonomy places the organism in Eukaryota, Fungi, Ascomycota, Sordariomycetes, Sordariales, Chaetomiaceae. Gene Ontology annotation, cellular component: COG complex. The coding region runs from base 137 to 2209 and encodes 690 amino acids.